Molecule: messenger RNA, 141 nt
Organism: Colletotrichum costaricense
Lineage: Eukaryota; Fungi; Ascomycota; Sordariomycetes; Glomerellales; Glomerellaceae
Exons: 1
Coding region: 1-141 (46 amino acids)
Source: RefSeq, a predicted model, not a curated record
AUGCCACCAACCCUCACCAUCAUGCAAGUCCGCCAAAUACCUCGUCUCCCACUCUCUGUUCCAACACAUGAGUCGCUGCCCUCCUAUACCAACAAACCAUCACUUUCGUGCCUCGACCAAAGCCAAUUCAAACUCGACUGA